UGGUGCAAAUUGCCAGCCACGAGGACUCCAAAUCCACUGUCGCCGAAGCCAGCCUUCGCUCUGAUCAAACUAGCCGUUAGAAUGUCAUCGCUUACUCUCAAAGUCGCCUGGUUCACUCGCGGUUAGCAUCUAGCCUACAGCGAGGAUGGCGAGGCCGUUGUCCUCGUUAUUGCCUGCCUCGUUAAGAGCCACGUGGCCGCAUCUACUGCCAUGGAUCUUGCCGACGUGGUUUUUCCUGAUGGUGACGGGGAUUGUAGAGGCGUGCAAGCGAGGGACUAUUCACGAGACUCUGCUAUUUGCUGUAGCUCCCAUCGCCGUGUGGGCCCUGCUGGGCAGAACCCUCACCAAGACCAUCAUCUUGUCGCGCUUCUUCUUCCCCUCUCUCAUCUCCGCCAUCAACGGCCUCUCCUACGGGACCUUCCUCUUGCUCCUCAGACACCGCACCUCUCCUCGCCUCUCUGCCCUCGUGCACGCCACUGCUGCCAUCACCUUCCCACUAUACUUUCUCACCUACCACACGGAUCCUGGGUUCAUUCCCAAGGGCGACCCCCCCCCAGGUUACGGGGCGCCACAGCAGCAGCAGCAGCAGGUGCAGCAGGGGGAUCGGGCGAUAGGGAUGCAAGCGGUAGAGAUGCAGGGAGGCGUGCAAGGACGCCAGCAGGUGGGACGGCAGCAGGGCGACCAAGAGAUGCAGCAUAAAGGAAUGUCGCAGCAGCAAGAGCAGCACCAGCAGCUCCAGCAGCAGUACCAGCAGCACCAGCAGCAGCCACAACAGGGGCAGGGACAGCAGUCGGAGGACCAAUGGCAACAAUGGUACAAGCAGGUGGGGGAAUGGGAAGCACGGCAGCAGCAGCAGCAGCAGCAGCAGCAGCAGCAGCAGCAGCAGCAGCAGCAGCAGCAGCAGCAGGUCGAGCAACAAGGAGUGGUUGUGGUGGGAACGAAUGUGGCUGCAGCUGAACGUCUGGAUGAGGAUGGCAUCGGCUGUGUGCCACUGCCAGCUGGCCAGGAGCCAUUAAAUGGCUCCAUCCAGCCGCGGGAAUCAGGUCCGGCCACUGGGGAAGCAGCCUGCAGGGAAGCAAGCACCCGUGCUGAUGUGGAGUCGCAGCUGUUGCUGCAAAGGGAGGGACAACCGGAGACGGAUGGGGAGGACAUGCAGAUAACACAACAACAACAACAGCAGCAGCAGCAGCAGCAGCCGUGGUGGUGGUCCUGGUUCUGGAAACCAAGCAACUACUGCCACGUGUGCCAUGUCUGGCGGUGGGCGCGGUCGCGACACUGCUGGAAGUGCGAGCGGUGCGUGGACAGAUACGACCACCACUGCCCCGCUUUAGGCACCUGUGUGGGCCGCAAGAACCAUCGGUUGUUCCUCCUUGUCCUCCUCGCGUUCAUCAUUGGCGAAUACACUUUUGCAACAUGUUGCCAUGCUUUUCUCGCCUCACACCACCUCCUUCAACUGCCACCCUCCCAACCCCUGAUCUUCUCGUCCGGGAGUGCCCUGAGAUGCAUUGAAGAGUCCAUCCACGUCAGCAUCCAGGCUCUAUUGAACCAGCCAUGGGUUGUUGCUCUUAUGCUUUGCGCUUACCUCCAACCUCUCUGGCAGGCUCCUCUUCUCCUCUUCCACCUCUUCUGCAUAGGUCAAAACGUGACUACUUAUGAGUGGGCCCGAUGGAGAAAGGUCCCUUACAUGCACUAUGACGGACCACCCUUUCUGUCUACAGGAGAGCAAACGAAGCACUUCCACAACCCCUAUGACCGCGGCUUUGUGAAGAACUGGCAGUGCUUCUUGAGAGAGGACGACAGAUACGAUGAGCAGCGUCAGCAACAGAGGCUCUAACCCAUGUGCAUAUAUGCAUGCAUUGAUGGAUCCACACAUUGUGUUUUCGUGAAGAACUGGCAGUGCUUCUUGUGAGGAACAGCCAGAUACGGUGAGCAGAGGUCGCAGCAGAAGAAGCAAGGGCAGCAGCAGAGGCAUUGAUGUGUGUAUUGGUUGUAAAGAAAAUCUCAUCCUUAAACGACGAUUUGCCGCAAGUGAGCACCCUCUUGGCGUGAAAUUAGGGAAUGGCGUACUUACGUAUGUGUGCAGUGUGACAAAAAGGGAUUGGAAACGUGGAAAACUCCACACGGUGAUAAGAAUUUCAGUACGACAUAAGGGAGAUUUGGUAAUAAAAUGUGGUUAAAAGC
Closterium sp. NIES-67 is the source of this 2181-nucleotide messenger RNA. Lineage: Eukaryota; Viridiplantae; Streptophyta; Zygnematophyceae; Desmidiales; Closteriaceae. The record is from the annotation of a GenBank genome assembly.